Mesocricetus auratus (golden hamster) is the source of this 633-nucleotide messenger RNA. Its product is annotated as chromobox protein homolog 1. NCBI's taxonomy places the organism in Eukaryota, Metazoa, Chordata, Mammalia, Rodentia, Cricetidae. Gene Ontology annotation, molecular function: chromatin binding. The record is from RefSeq and is a predicted model, not a curated record. Gene Ontology annotation, biological process: chromatin organization; negative regulation of transcription by RNA polymerase II. Gene Ontology annotation, cellular component: pericentric heterochromatin; nucleus.
AUGCGUACACCCCAAAUUUCGACGGUGUCAAGUCAAGCUUCCACAGCAGGAAAAGACGGCUGUGUAGAAGCUGUGUGGGAAGAGAAUGGAAAAACCAAGAAGGAAGUGGAGGAGGUACUAGGGGAAGAGGAAGAGGAAUGUGUGGCGGAAAAAGUUCUUGAUCGGCGAGUUGUCAAGGGCAAAGUGGAGUAUCUUCUAAAGCGGAAGGUCUCAAAUGAGGACAACGCAUGGGAGCCAGAAGAGAACCUGGGUUGCCCUGACCUUAUUGCUGAGUUUCUACAGCCACAGAAAACAGCCCACGAGACAGAUAAAUCAGAGGGAGGCAAGCGCAAAGCCGAUUCUGAUUCUGAGGAUAAGGGAGAGGAAAGCAAACCAAAGAAGAAGAAAGAAGAGUCAGAAAAGCCACGAGGCUUUGCCAGGGGUUUGGAGCCUGAGCCGAUUAUUGGUGCUACUGACUCCAGUGGAGAACUCAUGUUCCUGAUGAAAUGGAAAAACUCUGCUGAGGCUGACCUGGUCCCUGCUGCCAAGGAAGCCAAUGUCAAGUGCCCAUAGGCUGUCAUCUUCCAUGAGGAAAGGCUAACGUGGCAUUCCUGCCACUCAGAGAAUGAUGACAAAAAAGACGACAAGAACUAG